AUGUUAAAUAACGAAUCGGAUUUGGAUUGUGGUCAAGGUACGGUCACGACAACUCCAAAUUCACUUUCUAGAAGUAAUACCAUGAGAAGACCAUCAACUUUGGCCAAAAAUCACAAACCUAAAGAUGUUUUAGUCAGACGUAGAAAUAAUUCGGGAGGAGUCGAAAGUAUUUUACUCGUCGGUAAAUCGAAUAAUAGAUGGACGCUUAGACGAAUGAUGAGGAGAUUGUGUAAAUCGCACGCGUUUAAAAAUCUACAGGUCGAAAUGUUAUACCAAAGAUAUUUCAUACGAAUGAAUCAAAGUAACAUGACACAUUUAUUAGGUUUGUUAUUAGCCAUGUGUGCCAUUUUGGGUAUUUUGCAACUCAUUCUAACCAUCACAUCUCGCGGACGCGUUAAUUAUGAAAAAUUCGAUGAAACCCCCGGAAAUUUAACGAUGAAUUCCGAUUUGGAGUCUUUACUAUCAAGUAUUUCACCGCGGGAAAAAAUUCCAACAACGACUCAAAUGAUUUUAGAAGAAUCUUCGCCGACGGUUAUCGCGGAAACAAAACCUCCUCCUCCUCCUCCUACUCCUCCACCUAUUCGUAAAAUUUUUCAUCCGUUAGAAAACAGGCAAAAAUCAAGUAUAAGUUUGUUGGAGAGAAUAAGAAAUCCAAAUAUGCGAACUACAAAUUAUUUAAAUUUAACUAAAAAAAAAGUCGUGAAAGAAGAUUAUGAUGAUGAUGAUGAUGACGAUGAUGAUUUUGAAGACGUUGGAGAGUACACGCAUUUCAGAGAAAGAAUUCAAAUGUCGAAUAAAGAUUUCAGAUAUAAAACUUCACGAAAUAAAACUAAUAAACAGAGGGUGAAAAGAAAAGUUGGCACCACUGACGUUACCCCUAAAAAUUUUCUAACCGAAGAAAUUUUCAAAAAUAAAACUUUGUUAAACAAAAUGAAUUUUUCGGAAAAUUAUCAUUUGGGUACCGGUAUAACUUUGGUCUGUUGUAUUAUUGUUUAUUCAGGUUUGGUUGCCAUUCUCAUGAGACCAGCUUUGAACGAAGUCUAUCUCAUUGCCGUAUCCUACGUGGUACUCAUAACUUUUUUAGCUCUCGAAAUAGCUUUAUGUAUCACCGAGAGGCUCCUACUAUCGGUUUUACCAAGACAUGUUGCCAUGGAAAUGAAAGCUGAUAUAGCCGGAAAACAGAAGGAUACCAUGUUUCAUAAAAUAUACAUACAAAAACACGAAAACGUGUCCAUAUUGUUUGCCGAUAUUUGCGGAUUCACUUCCCUUUCCGAUCAAUGUACAGCACAAGAAUUGGUUCGAUUGCUCAACGAAUUAUUUGCUAGGUUCGUUUGUCACGUUGUAUUGGUAAGAGAUGUUAUGGGUGUUAAUGUUAACAUGAGAGUUGGAAUUCAUUCCGGAAGGGUACAUUGUGGUGUUUUAGGCCUUAGAAAAUGGCAAUUCGACGUUUGGUCUAAUGAUGUCACCCUAGCGAAUUAUAUGGAAAGCGGAGGAAUACCCGGGAGAGUUCACAUCACUAAAGAAACUUUGGCUUGUUUAAAUGGUGAAUACAAAACAGAACCCGGUCACGGUGGAGAACGUAACUCAUAUUUAAGAGAUCAAAACAUUGAAACGUACCUAAUCGUUCCAUCAACAUCACCCAGACCGAACACGACAAAACAUCAAUCAUCGUUUACGAUGAAUGGAAACGUAUCCAAAGAAAUGAGAGUCAUGGGACACGGUUCGCAACAAAUUAAACAUUCCAAGAUCGGUUUGGGAAAACCGGAAACGAUAGAAGAAAAAGAUCCGGAGGAUGAAGUCAACGAAUAUUUAAUGAGAGCCAUCGAUGCCAGAAGCAUCGACAGACUUCGAUCCGAACAUUGCACGCAUUUUUUUCUCACGUUUAGAAAAAAAUCAAUCGAAGAAAAAUAUUCUAGAGAAAAAGAUAGAAUGUUGACAACUUAUUACGUGUGCAGUUUAUGGAUUUUCUCAUGUCUUUCUCUCAUUCAACUAAUAAUAACAUCUUUUUCUCCCAUAAUUAUUUUAUUCAUUACGCUGGGUGAAAUUUUUAUUUUUUUAAUCAAUUACAUACUUCUCGGACACAAUCACAAAUUAAGAAUAUUAAGAAUAUUAUCGGAAAAAAUUCAAGAGAAAAGAUCCGUUCCACAAGCUAUCGGUUUAAUCGUUAUUUUUGCUACGUAUUUUCUUUCCCUUUCAUCUCUUUUCGUCGUGCCCGAUCCGAUUCCAAAUAAUGAAUGUCGAAACGUUUCAAAAAUUGACAAUCAAAUUUGUCGUAAAGAUUAUUUCGUAUUAGAGUACGUUUUACAAAAUGUUCUCAUUACGAUGAUCAUGUGUGCCGUUUAUCAAAUCCUUACAUGGCCUAUGAAAUUUGCAACGUUGUUUUUCAUAUGCAUUAGUUUUUUAAUUUUGCAAUGGUUUUUAGUACCCGAAAUAUUUACUAAUUUAAUCAACAUCCAUUAUUUAUUUUCAUCGAAGCAAUUAACAGGAUUGGUUUUAAUUUGUUUUUUAACUGCUCUCGUUAUACACAGUCAACAAACGGAUUCAACUUAUCGACUUGAUUUUUUAUGGAAAAUUGUGUUGCCGAUGGUGAUGGCCACGGCUCCAAUGGCAGCUCCAUUUAAAGCCCAACUACUAGAUAAUAAGCAUAAAUCCUUUGUUUUAGCAUCGUUUAACCAACCUUGCAUUAUUCCUAGUGCUCCACCUAUAACAAAUCCUAUUAUUAAUCCGUCGACAAAUCCUUUCAUCGAUGCCGAUGAUAAAUCUCCACUUUGUCUCGAUACAGACAGUUGUCUUCCCGUCCAUAUAUCAGGUUUCGAUAUCAUUCCCGAUUGUCCUGGGAAUAAAUUCCCAAAUAUAUUACCAGUACAUGUUGCUGAACAUUUUCUAUCGAGCACGAAUACGGAUGAAUUAUAUCACGAACAAUGCGAUUCCGUUUGCAUUAUGUUUGCUUCGAUUCCAAAUUUUUCCGAAUUUUACGUCGAAUUAGAGGGUAAUAAUGAAGGAGUCGAAUGUUUGAGACUUUUAAAUGAAAUAAUUGCAGAUUUCGAUGAAAUUUUAUCCAACGAAGAAUUUAAAUAUGUUGAAAAAAUCAAAAGCACUGGAGCAACUUACAUGGCUGCAUCCGGUUUGACGAAAAGCACUUGCGACAUGAUAAAUUUCCGUCACGUUACUGCAAUGGCAGAUUAUGCAUUAAAAAUCCGUGAACAACUUGCAGAUGUCAACGAACAUUCCUUUAAUAAUUUUAGAAUUAGAAUAGGUAUAAAUAUCGGACCUGUCGUUGCUGGUGUUAUCGGUGCCAGAAAACCUCAAUAUGAUAUUUGGGGUAACGCAGUUAACGUUGCAUCCAGAAUGGAUUCGACCGGUAUUUUAGAUUCAAUACAAGUAACGCAAGAAGUUUACGACAUUCUAUCAGUAAGAGGAUAUCCAAUGAAAUGUAGAGGAAGUAUAGAAGUCAAAGGAAAAGGUUCAAUGGUUACUUAUUUUCUUCUUGGAAGUUCAAAUCAAAAACAAUCAAUUGAAACUUAUUCAAUAUCAAACGAUAUUUCAACAGAUUUAAAUUUAACGAAUAAUAAAACGUAA
This is a messenger RNA of Pediculus humanus corporis (human body louse), 3579 nucleotides long. RefSeq names its product adenylate cyclase, putative. The transcript has 15 exons. Gene Ontology annotation, cellular component: plasma membrane. Bases 1 to 3579 code for a protein of 1192 amino acids. Lineage: Eukaryota; Metazoa; Arthropoda; Insecta; Psocodea; Pediculidae. The record is from RefSeq and is a predicted model, not a curated record. Gene Ontology annotation, biological process: adenylate cyclase-inhibiting G protein-coupled receptor signaling pathway; adenylate cyclase-activating G protein-coupled receptor signaling pathway; cAMP biosynthetic process. Gene Ontology annotation, molecular function: adenylate cyclase activity.